GACAAUAAUGUACAAAUUAAGCAUGUUGUGUUGACGGAUGGCGCUCUUUUGGAAUUAUCCAAAGCCAUCAGCAAACAUAGCCAGGUGGGAAAUUAUAGCCUUCUCACACAUCGACCAAACUCUCGUGACUGUGGAAGAGAUUUAUUUAUUGAUUGGAAUUAAGACCCAACCUGUCUCUUUUCGGCCUUUCAUCGGACACAUCGAGUUGGGCUAUUUUUGUCAAUAUACAAUAUUUUGAUUUUACAAAACAAAGUCCUCUUAAGGGUCCAGCAUCAGUCUGUUGCUUACGUCGAGGAGACCGCAACUCACGAUGAAUCAUCCCGUGUUAUUUUGAUUGAUUCCUGUUAAGGUCUUUUGAUAGCAAACUGACCCAAUCAAAGCUAAUCACUCAGUCUAUAGCCUUUUGGAUCAAGAGGAAAUCAGUCAAGAAGAAUUAAUUGAGCACUCAAAUUUUCUUUGCACAAAGCGACCUGGACGAACGUCAACAGGCCAUGAAUAAAGUGCUACUUUGGCUGCUYGUUAUAGCUUGCUAUGCAUCUGGUGUUACCGGAUUCUGGGGAAAGGCCAGUCUCGUGAAUGGCAUCUGCAAGAACACUGCAACUGCGAUGAAAGUCAGUAAGAACUUUUGUUCGAGCAAGCCUGAACUCGUGAAGACAGUUGUGAAUGGAAUUGCUCUAGCCAUCGAUGAAUGCCAACACAAGUUUCGAAACAGAAGAUGGAACUGUUCCACAAUUAAGAAGUCAAUACGAAAAAUACUUCAGCACGAUUACCGAGAAACAGCUUUCGUGUUUGCCAUUACAUCGGCUGGAAUAACUUACGAAGUCAGCAAAGCAUGUUCUACAGGCAGCCUAGAGGCCUGCAAGUGUCUUGAAUCACGCAUCGGUGGAAUUGAAUCGUACAGUGAUGAAAACGGCUUGCUUACAAAACGAUCAACAGAAUCAAAGAAUGCAGCUCUUAGAGAAGCUAGGCAAAAACAUUUUGAGCGAAACGGAUGCAAGGAUUUUGUCAAAUACGGUAUCCAGAUCGCUAAACAGUUUGUUGAAGGAGAGAGCAACAACAUUGACGCAAAAGCAUUAGUUACAAAACAUAAUUGUAAGGCCGGAAGAGAGGCCGUGAAAAAUAGCUUGAAAGAGAAGUGCAAAUGCCAUGGAUUAUCACAGUUUUGCACUAUGAAAACAUGCUGGUCAGUACUUGAUCCGUUUACAAAAACCAGCGCUGGAAUAAAGACGAGGUUUGAUCGUGCAAUUAAAGUCUACGUAAACAACAACGGAGAUAGUUUGAUCCCAGAGGAAAAGACUGUCAAACCCCCCACUUCCGAGGACCUUGUCUACACAACUAAGUCGCCGGAAUUUUGCUACCGCGAAAAAGAAACAGGUUCUUUGGGAACAAUUGGCCGACGUUGUAAUAUAUCGAGUAUGGGUAUAGGGGGAUGCGAAUUACUUUGUUGCAGUAGAGGAUACACUACUAAGAGAGUUGUGGAACACUUUAAUUGUAAAUGUAAAUUUUAUUGGUGCUGCAAAGUGACAUGCAACAGAUGCAAACGAGAAACGUUAAUACACACUUGCCUGUGAUGUACUUAAAACAGUUAUUCAACAAGACAAAAUACUAUCUAAUUAAUAWWARRMMAAAAAAAGGAUUCAAAGGAAUUUCAAUUGACAAAUCUACAUUGUAGACACGAUUGUGGCGUAGCAAGAAAUGAAAUAUUCAAAUAAGAUUCGAACUGAAGAACCAUUGAAAAGCACCUCAAAAGAACCCAGAAAAAGCUYAAGAUCAGGAAAAGGGAAGCUUGUGGAGCAGAAAAGCGSCUUAGAUAUCAAUAGCGGUAAAUUCCGCCGUUUAGAGAAGCCGCGGUAUCCRUGUGCCAGACAUCGACUGCGGCCCCAGCGAGGUGCCUUCAGUAGAAAAAAURCGAUAAAGUAGCAUCCCACUUGGGGUUGAAUAACUAUAAAGCGUAGAAAUGAUUCAAGCCUAGGAGAACUUUAGUGGUAUAUAAUAAACAAAAUGGAUCGAUCAGCAGGUAGUACGCAGUAAGACCCUUGCAUCGCUAUACAAAUCCUGUUAUUACUACCGUCGAUAAAAGCUCCCCGCUGAUGAACCGUUUAUUGGACUAUUAAGUGCAGCGAGAACGAUGUGUUAAGAAGUUGAGGCACUUUAGAUAGUUUAUCAUGCUCAAUACAAAGCAAGGAAGCAAAGUCCUUCAAUAAACAGUACAUUAUUUGGACAAUUACGACAAGAGUUUACUUCUCUGCAAAGAAAUCUCCAAAUAUAAUUCACUUUGGACAUCAUCUAUUCUAUGAAUACCCGCGCGUACGAGCGAGCUUAGCGGGAAGCCCGGUUUUUAAUAUCGAGGUAACCAAAACCUUCUCCUGUCGAAACAAAGGAGGCCACUUGACGGCCAAGUUGCUGUUUUUGUCUAUGCUGAUAUCGUAGCGAGAAAUUUAAUUAAAUAACUGAAACAAUGAUUCAAACAAAGAUUGUGAAGUUCAUGGUGAUCGCUUACAUGUGAACUUGGCUUUGGAUGGCAUGGGAGGUACAGUCCCAGUAGUGUAAUAUAUGAUCCGAUAGUCAAAGCACAGCAAGUGCCCAAAUAUGAAGUAACAUUUUCUGUGUAAAUAGAAUGUUUAACCCAAACAAAUAUCUUAAUUAUUUACUUCAAGUUUUUCAAAAUAAGCGUCUAAAAGCUUGAUACUUUUGCAGCUGUGCUAAAUAAAGUAAAAACCAUAACUAAGAAAGAAAGGAGGUCGGUGUACACGUUUUGUUAUGUGAACUUYAAGAGUAAAAUCAAGAAUCCCUUUUGA
Exaiptasia diaphana is the source of this 2798-nucleotide messenger RNA. RefSeq names its product protein Wnt-2-like. The transcript is spliced from 4 exons. The coding region runs from base 492 to 1571 and encodes 359 amino acids. Gene Ontology annotation, cellular component: extracellular region. The record is from RefSeq and is a predicted model, not a curated record. Gene Ontology annotation, biological process: cell fate commitment; neuron differentiation; canonical Wnt signaling pathway. NCBI's taxonomy places the organism in Eukaryota, Metazoa, Cnidaria, Anthozoa, Actiniaria, Aiptasiidae. Gene Ontology annotation, molecular function: cytokine activity; frizzled binding.